AUGAUCACCUCCCAUCCUCCUCAGAUGAGCAAUCCGUACUCUCAGCCGUCGACAGGCUUCUCCGACCUGCCGGCGGCUCGUAUGGCAUUCCAACAACAAGCUCGAUUAGGGCCGGGGAACGAUUUGGGGAGAGGACUCGGGCCAGGACGAACAGGACGGCUGGGAGGGCCAGGCACAAAUGCGAGCCCGGUCAUUGAUCUAACGGGGAGCAACGACGAGGAUGACGAGGACCUGGAGUCCAGUCGGCCUGCGAAGAGGUUGCGCAUCGAUACUCAAGGCCACGACGAGAUUGCGAGGAUUCUUCAUUCUGGCGCACGCCUGGUUCAUGUGCUUAGCGACGAUACGGACGAUGGACAGUACGAAGCUGUCGACGAGAACGAACCUUUUGUUGAGAGCGUGAAGCCUCCAGCGUCAUUUCAGGACCGGCUAGCGUACAUGUCGAUGGAUGGAGGCGGACAGCAGUCGCAAUCUUCGCCUGCUCCUUUACCUAUGCCUCCUCGGCCGCGAAGAAGUAUAUUCAUGCGAGACAGACCUGAGAACGCCGUUGAAGACGCUGAGCCAGAUGAUAUGGUGGUCAAAACUACACCAUAUACGAUGGAGAAGCCUGCUGCUGCCGCCAGGCUUGCUGAUAACACUAUCCUUGACUUCCACCCGUGGACUGGAAACAACCCAGAAGACUCUCUUAACGAACACACUGCCAAACAAGGCUUCUAUGACCGUAUCCAGCUCUCCCAGAACGAAAGUAACACCGCACGGCCAUCUCUAUACUCCCAUUUUAAAAACCCUAACGGUCUCAAGAACCUUUCCCAUAUAUUUGCCCAAGCCCUCAAACGAAGACAAGCCAUGACGAAAGUUACCCCAAACUCGACAUUUAAACCCCCACCGCGUGUCACCCUCACUGACAACAAACGCGAAGCUUGGCUACGGGAUCUAGCUAACCCGUCUGUACCCCUCAGACGGCUCAGCAGAACCAUACCUCACGGUAUUCGUGGCAAGAUACUGCUGGACCAGUGUCUGGGGAAGAACAUACCCAUUGGGCGCGCAAUCUGGCUCGCGAAGUGUGUGGGUGCGAAUGAGAUACGGGCGUUUAAACGGAAAGGCACGGCAGCUGCCAUUGCAAGCGGGCUUGAAACGAAAUGGGUGAAGGAUUGGACUGGGAGCGUGCAGCAGUUUAUUGAAGGAGUGUUGCAAUCGCAUGAAGAAGCCGGGUGGAUUGAGAACCAGGCUUAUGCCAUGAGGUUAUCUGGCCGUCUAUUCCUGGAACAGCUACUGGACCAGGAUGCCUACCUCGAAUGGUUUCUCAGCUCCCUGCAUGCGUCUAACUUGAAGACGCUACCUACCUGGUUAACAACUAUUAGUGUCUACUGGAAAAAUCUCACCAUCUACCGAAAGAGAAGCAGACGUCUGGCGCAGACUCUCCUUGAUAAGCUAGCGUUGGCCCUCGAUAUCAACCGCUCUACAGACCUUAGCUCCCUAAUCAACCAGCUUCAAUCAAUCAUACGCUCAUUCAUCACCUCUUACCCAUCAUCCUUUCUUCUCCCCUUGACCUGGUCUCGACACCAGAAACCCCUGACUGCAUGCUUCAACACCUCUGUUCCCCUUGAGACCGCCAUCCUCGCUCAACUCAUUGUACGAAACACUCGCCUAUCCAAAACCUCUCCUCAGUCUGUUACAAAUUCUCCCGAAUUGACUUCACGACCCGCUGCGCAACAGCUAAUAUCGCUGCUUGAUGGCCCAUGCGCGCCUAAUGCUUUCCCACUUCUUGCUGCAAAAUGUCUUGCCCUCCCGCUAGAUCACCCAACACUAGUGCAUACCCUCCUGGAAUGGUCCUCUACCCCCUUCAGAUACGGAUGUGCUCGCAUCUAUGUCGGUGUUCGACUACUACGACGUUGGAGGAAGCUCUCCAUCGAUACCGAUGCGCAUAUACUCUAUUUCUUGGCUGCAAAUAGUAAACAUAGCGCCCGCCAGCUUGACAACGUUUACCAUCUUGUCGCGGAAUUGGUUCGGUCCCAGUCCUUUUCCGUUGGCAAAUACUUGGAAUGGCUUGUGGCGAGGGGCGCGGUAAGAAGUCCCGAUAAGCCUGGUCAGUAUCUGACAGCUGACGUAGAACUACUACGGCAUCUUCCGCCAAGUAGGCUUCCAGAACAUAUCUGGAAUCUACGCAACACUCUGCUCUCUAGAGCAGGCGUUUCAGUUGAUGAUGAGGCGAGACAAGUACGCCAUAUCAAGACUGGUCUAUUGCAGAUGCACUCUGAUAUUUUCACCGGACAUGUUGAUGCUUCUGACACUGAGAUGGCGGACGCUGACGUUGACUGUACUUGUCUAACAUGGACAGUCAAGUCAGAGGUUUCGCAUUGGAUACGCGAGCAGGUUGCUUUGAAACUUCUUGCUCAGGUUCAAGUUAAGAACCAACCUUCCGGCGGUGGAACUACUCAAACAACCGCUGCUAUGCUAAGGCCGGACCAGUUCUACUCUCUCCGAAGCAUCUUGGAGCGCCUGGGUGAUAUCUCGAUUCUCGCUGAUGUCCUCAAACUUCUCUCCCCGUCCGCCGAUCCUACCAUUUUAGCCUCUUUGACAGAUACCUUGAACUACCAUUUACCGGCUUUCACUGCCAUCGGCGCAACCAUGGAUCUCUUCCAAAGCCUUGCUAUCUCCUACACAAAGCUCAGCAAGACAGAACCACAUGUCCAAUACUUUAUAGGCUCUAUGCUUGACAUGGCUCUUGCCAUCCCGUCAGAAGCCACCACUGUCGCCGUUCUGCGCCGCGACCUAAUACGCUAUGACAAAAAGUCGGCUAUGGCUGCCUCAUCGCCGGUAUCAGAACAUAUGGCUGACACGCUCAACCCUGUCAAUCCUACCUUUGGUGGGAUGCUUGACCAGCUUCUCGCUUCAGGAAACUGCAUGGAUGAUGCUACUCUCCUGCGUAUAUUCGAAUUGCUCAUCCAAAAGCUUGAGACAGGCAAAGCGGAUAUCAGCAUCACAUCAAGUGAAGCAGCGCGAUAUCUUGCACAACUUCGUCUGUUCAAUCCAAAGACUUUUGAUGGACUUAUGAUCAAGCGUGUAGUUGGGAUGAUACGUACUUCUCCAAGACCAAGGCUGUCUGAGUUUCUACCACCGCUCGUCGGAGUAGGCUGUGUCACGCUUCUAGCGUUUUUCGGUAUGGUGAAGGGGCUUUUGGAGGCUGAUAAGAUGGGAGAGAAUAACAUACCAGAUGUUAUGCAGCUCAGAUUAGACAUGUUGGGUGUUCUAGGGCUAGAGAAUGCUGGGCCAAGUAAACUACCAGACUUUGUGCUUUACCGCUUCAAGAUCGCACGUAGGGACUUCGUUCUAAAGCACUGCGGUCUCAUUAUCGGCACUAUACGUGAUGCUAUAAUAGAUGCAACUGAUUCCCACGACGUCUCUCUGCAAGAACAGUGGGACACGGCCAUUUUCCCGCUUCUUUGCGAGAUAAUGGUUCGGCAUCCCAAUAUCGGAAAGGCUGAGUCCGCCAAGUGGAUGACGGAUAAGUUCCCAACUGGCUUACGCCUCCUUACCCAGACACUGGACAGUCUUCUUAACCUGGAAUCUGGCAACGGUAAUUUUGAUAUUCUGCAAUUGCUUAAAGGCGAUUAUGGCAGAGAUGCUAAUUUGCGUGCAGAUCCUAAUCAUACUUCAUCCAAUUCCCAGCCGAUUCAGAAGCAAGCGUUGGAUAUCGUCUGUCGCAUUGACGAUUUCUCCUUGCCAUUCUGCCUUACUAAGCUACAACUCCUACUUGAGGGAACGGACAUGGCAGGGAAGGAGAAUAUUCUUGAUCCUGUCUUCGCUGCAGCUGAAGCGGAUGUGAAGAAGGGGGUUAUUCCGAUGGGUGGAACGAAAAAGGGCCCUGGACUAAUAAUCCGAAAGAUCAAGCAAAAGGCAGAGAUCAAGCUUCUUUCGCUGUUCAUUACAUCUGCCUCCUCGUCCUCGACCGGAAAUAGUGCUGAUUCAGAUGAUGGACCAGCACCUCAUGAGCUUGCAUUGAUAUAUCUACGCAUAAUCGAGGAGCUGAUAUGCAAAUCGCCCAAUGAAAGUAUAUCUCCCUCUAUUGGCAGCGCCCUGUUGGAAAGAAUGAAUCUCUUGCUCCAGCGGGUAGCGUUUCUGUCUAAGAUCAAGCCUACAGAAACAAAUUCCAUCAUUAUUGCUCAGCGUAAUGAAGGCGGCAUGCUUGGUGUAUGGGUCUACAUUCUCCUACGCCUUGUGGCCUUGUACCGCUCGUCUUUCAAUGUUGAGCGUGCCUCGAAGUUAGAUCUCACGGACCAAACCCGCCUCCUGCUAAGCAUUUGUUACAUGGCAUUUACUCCAGCGUUAGUCCAAGUGCUAUCUCGUACCACCAAUCUUCCUACCGUCCCCACCAGCAAAUAUAGCCACCUACAAAAGACGGUACCAGCAAAUUGGAGUAGCCUGCGAACAUAUGCUAUCGACGUUGCCACUAUCCUGGUCGAUACCCUCCCAGACGAAGCCCGUAUACAGUGUGCUCGUUUCCUCCGUGAUCGGUCCCCUCUCUUCCACCAACAGCAACAAGAUACCCGCCUUUUAUAUCUUUUUGGCCCUAUGCCUGACCCCCAGGCCGCUCCCACCAACCCUUCUACCGGCAACCCAAUGCCCGGUCCGCCAGUUCCAGGCUCAUCCCCUUUAAGUGUUCAAAGCCAUGCAGCACAAGGCUCGUCCGUUCAGACUCCCCACCAAGCCAACCAACCAAUACCUACCGUUGAAGAGACAACCUCGCCUGUUCAAAAUUUUCGAUUCCAGCAGGGCAACCGAAUCCUUGGUCCCUGUCCUCCCAGGAGCUGGGAAAUGAUUGAAGAAUCUGCCCCUGUUGUCGGCGUGAAUGACACAGCAAUUAACCUCUCAUACUUCGGCGCCCGCGCAAUCAGAGCAGGCCUAAAAUGA
This is a messenger RNA of Nannizzia gypsea CBS 118893, 4908 nucleotides long. RefSeq lists its product as hypothetical. Gene Ontology annotation, cellular component: mediator complex. Gene Ontology annotation, molecular function: transcription coregulator activity. Gene Ontology annotation, biological process: regulation of transcription by RNA polymerase II. NCBI's taxonomy places the organism in Eukaryota, Fungi, Ascomycota, Eurotiomycetes, Onygenales, Arthrodermataceae. The record is from RefSeq and is a predicted model, not a curated record. The transcript has 6 exons. Bases 1 to 4908 code for a protein of 1635 amino acids.